GCUGGGGGCGGCGAGAGCUGGGGCUGCGCGGGCGGCAGGCAACGGCUGAGGCGGCGGCGGCGGCGUGGGUUGGGCUCGAGCGGGCGGCGGCGCCUCAGACUCCCCGGAACGGGAGCCCACGCGGGCGGGCGCCUGAAACAAAGGGAAGCGGGCGUCCGGGCGCCGCGGGUGGGCGGUCAGUCGGUCAGUGCGGAGCCAGCGAGCGGGUGCCCGCGCAAGCCCCGAGCGCGGCCGGCCGGCGCGGCCUCAGGGCGGGAAGAUGCCGCGCGUCGUGCCCGACCAGAGAAGCAAGUUCGAGAACGAAGAGUUCUUUAGGAAGCUGAGCCGCGAGUGUGAGAUUAAGUACACGGGCUUCAGGGACCGGCCCCACGAGGAACGCCAGGCGCGCUUCCAGAACGCCUGCCGCGACGGCCGCUCGGAAAUCGAUUCAAAAUGCGAAACCAGGUGCCGCGGGCCGGUGCUCGCGGGGAGACGCUUUCCCUGGGGCUCGCCGCGGUGGCGCAUGUCGGCCAACGGAGCACCGCGAGUGGAGCUCGAACCCGAGCCAGACCAAACAAGCGAAGGGCAUUGUUUAGGCGGCGACACCGAAGAAGGGUUCAGGGUAUUUGUAGCAAGCAAACCCCCAUUCGGAAAAAGAACUGGAGCUUCAUUCAAGGCUUUUGUGGCCACAGGAACCAAUCUGUCUCUCCAGUUUUUUCCGGCCAGCUGGCAGGGAGAACAACGACAAACACCUAGCCGAGAGUAUGUCGACUUAGAAAGAGAAGCAGGCAAGGACUAGGACUGGAAGCAAAGAAAAUUGAAAGAACUUCUCCAAAUGUUAAUUAUUUGCCUCUGUUCCUUAUAUUGGAUUCCUUCUUCCAUAUUCUCAACUGAGUUACCUCCUGAAGCAGCUUAGUUCUCGUCCCGUUCAUAUGCAGUUUUGAGGAACUGUAGUUGUAAAGGCUUUAGAGUUAGGCAAAAUUGAGUUAAGUUCUGGCUUCUGCAUUUACUACGAUGUAACUUUGGGCAUGUUGUUUAAUCAUUAUAAUCCUCAGUUGUAAAAUGAGAUUAAUGGGUACUUCCCAGGGUUGCUGUUGAGGGUAACUGAAAUAGUGUAUGUAAAGCGUUUUGACCACUACUGUACUUGUCACAGUUAUCAAAGAAUUUAUUCAUUCAGAAGGUCUUUGUUGAACACCUGUUAUGUGUACUGAGCAUUGUCCUAGGUGUUUGAGAUACAAUCAGUGAACAGAGAUCUUCCUUAAUAGACAAUAUACAUAAUAAGUUACGUAAUAGCUUACAGAGUGACAAUAGCUUUGGGAAAAAGGAAAGGUAUUAUAGGAUAAGGAUGAUCAAUGACCAGGAAGUUUGCAGUUUCAGAUUGAGUGGUCUGGGUAAGGAAGAUCAUACCUGAACCAAGACACACAGGAGGUUAGGGAAUGAUGAGCCCUACAGGGGUUGGGAGUGGAGGAGAGAUGUUCCAGACAAAGGAAACAGCCAUUAUAAAGGGCCCCAGAGUGGCACCCUGUUUUUGAUCAACAGCAAGCAGGCCAUUGUGGCUGGAGUAGACUGUGAAAGAAGUUGUAGUAGAUGAAAUCAGAAAUAACAAUGAGCCAGUUCAUGUGACCAUGGUAGGCCAUUGUAACCACAUGGGAUUUUUAUUCUGAGUGAGAUGGGGAAUAGUUUUGAGUGUUUAGUUUGCUUAUUUUUUAGGGACAGGGUCUUGGUAUGUUGCCCAGGGUGACUCAAACUCCUGGACUCAAGUUAUGCUCUCGGUCAACUUCCGAAGUAGCUGGGAGUAAAGGCAUGCUCCUGCACCUGGCUCAGGCUUUUGAGCAGAUGAAUGAUAUGAUCUACGUUAGGUUUUGACAGACAUGCUAGCUGCUAGGUUAAUAAUAGGUUAUAGGGGGCAAAAGUGAAGCAGGCUAUUGCAGUAAUCUUGGUGAGAGACCAGGGUGGUAGCAGUAGAGGUAGUGAGAAAUGGUCAUAUCCUGGAUGUAUUUUGAGAUAGAGCCAACAGGAUUUGCGUAUGGAUUGGAUAUGGUGUGUGAGAAAGAGAAGAAUUAAGAAUGACUCUAACUUAGGCUGAAGCAGGAGAAUUGCUUGAACCUGGGAAGGGGAGGUUGCAGUGAGCUGAGAUCGUGCCACUGCACUCCAGCCUGGGCAACAAGAGUGAAACUCCAUCUCAAAAAAAAAAGAAUGACUCCAACUUUUUGGCUAGAGAAACUGGGACUAUGGGGUUACUGUCAUCGGGAUGGGAAAACUGGCUGGAACAAUUUUGAGCAGCAGGUUAGGUCAGUUUAGCGCAUGUGAGGUUGUGGUGGGAGCUUGUUAUUGCAGCUUGUUUCUUUAUUUUUUAUUUAUUUAUUUAUUUAUUUAUUUUUUUAAGAGAGAGGGUCUCACUCUGUCACCCAGGCUGGAGUGCAGUGGUGCAAUCAUAGCUCACUGUAACCUCAAACCUCAAACUCCUAGGCUCAAGAGAUCCUCCUGCCUUUUUUUUAUCCCCAAGAAAACAAGGUCUUAUUCUGUUGCCAGGCUGGAGUACAGUGGCGCCGUCAUGGCUCACUGCAGCCUCAAUGUCCCAGGCUCAGGUGAUCUUCCCACCUCAGCCUCCUGAGUAGCUGGGACCACAGCAUCUCACCUAUAACCCCAGCACCACCAUGCCUGAAGUUAUUUUUGUAUUUUUUGUGGAGAUGGGGUUCUAUUAUAUUGCCUAGGUUGGUCUCGAACUCCUGACCUCAAGUGAUCCUCCUGCCUUGGCCUCCCAAAGUGCUGGGAUUACAGGCAUGAGCCACCACGCCCAGGCUUUUUAAAAAAUCAUUUGUUUCUAAGUGUUUCAUUAUUUUUUCUGCCUCAGUCUCUUGACUGAGUAGGACAACAGGUAUUUGCCACCACAUCUGGCUAAUGUUUAAAUUUUUUUGUAGAGAAAAAAAUUUUGCUCAGGCUGGCCUCUAACUCCUGGCCUUAAGCAAUCUUCCCACCUUGGCCUCCCAAAGUACUGGGAUUACAGGCAUGGGACACUGCAUCCAGCCUGAGUUUUAACAAAUGUAUGCACCCGUGUAGAUGCUACCACAGUGAAGAUAUAUUUCAGUCACCCCGCAAAGGUUUCCUUGUGCCCCUUUGCAGGAACCUGGGACUGACUGGACUGGGUGGUUCUGCCUCAGUGUCUCUCAUGAGGUUGCAGUCAAGCUUUUGCCUGGGGCUGUGCAGUCUCUGAAGACUUGACUAGAACUGAAGGAUCUGCCUGUUGGUAGGUGGCUUCACUUGCUAGUCAUGCCUCUUCAUAGAGAUAAAAAGAGUGAAGCCACCAUGCCUUUUAUUUAUUUAUUUAUUUUUUUGAGACGGAGUCUUGCUCUGUCAUCCAGGCUGGAGUGCAGUGGUAUAAUCUCAGCUCACUACAACCUCUGCCUGCCGGGUUCAGGCAAUUCUCCUUCCUCAGCCUCCCAAGUAGCUGGGAUUACAGGCACAUGCCACCACAUGUGGCUAAUUUUUGUAUUUUUAGUAGAGACGGGGUUUCACCGUGUUGGCCAGGCUGGUCUCAAACUCCUAACGUCAGGUGAUCUGCCCGCCUCAGCCUCCCAAAAUGCUGGGAUUACAGAUGUGAGCCACUGCGCCCGGCCCACCAUGCCUUUUAUGAUCCAUUCUUCAAGUCACUUUCAUACCUUUUAUGAUCUAUUAUUUGAGUCACUUGUUGCUUAGCCUGUUCAUUAGAAGCUGGUCACUAAGUCUAGCCCACAUUCAACAGGGAGGGAGGGAUUACACAGGGAUAUGAAUACCAGGAGGCUGGGAUCAUUGAGGCCGUCUUGGAGGCCAGCUAUAAUAAUACUCACUUAAAUUUAGUGAACUCAGAAAAAAUUAGAAUCCUAAUAGAGCGGAAACAAAAAGCUCUAUAUUGUCUAUUAUUUGAAAUACAGUUUUAUGAUUUAAGAAAAUGGGCUCAUAGAAAUCAGUCCUUUUAUUCCUUCUGUUGCUUAUGUGGCUGUAGAAUAUUUUCAAAUCAAGAGCUUCCAUAAGGAAGGUCUGUUAACGGGUGACUGAUUAUAAGUAUAUACCUUACAUAUGACCAAGUCAGAGCACAGAAUUUUUUUUUUUUUUUUUUUUUUUUUUUUGAGACGGAGUCUCGUUCUGUCGCCCAGGCUGGAGUGCAGUGGCGCAAUCUCGGCUCACUGCAAGCUCAGCUUCCCGGGUUCACGCCAUUCUCCUGCCUCAGCCUCUCUGAGUAGCUGGGACUACAGGCGCCCGCCACUACUCCUGGCUAAUUUUUUUUUGUAUUUUUAGUAGAGACGGGGUUUCACAGUUGUUUCACCGUGGUCUCGAUCUCCUGACCUCGUGAUCCGCCCGCCUCGGCCUCCCAAAGUGCUGGGAUUACAAGCAUGAGCUACUGCGCCUGGCUAGAGCACAGAAUUUUAUAAUCUAUCCUUCAAAUAUAUUUGAAACUUUUAUACCCAGGUACCUGGUGAGCUGUCUAUAUUGGCUCUUAAUAAGGAUCUUUCUCAGAAAUGAUUUAAAUUAAUACAGUAUAGUAGAAAGAGCUCUAGAUUUGAGUCUAGACAAUCAUAACUAUUUUCCUUAACAUGUAAAUGAGGAUCAGAAUGUCUGCCCUAUUCAUGUGCCUCAUGUGAGAAUUAAAUGUAGUACCAGAAUAUGUGAAAAUGCCUUUUAAAUUGUAAACCCCUAUCCACAGUUAGGCUAUUUGUUGGUUCUGUAGGGUGAGAUUAUAGCUAACUGAUUGAUAAGAGUGUUUGUGCUACAGCGUGCCUUAGGUAAGCUUCAUGUCAGGUAGUUGAACAAUGUUGGAACACUACAUCUUUCCCAGGUGUUACAUCCUGGUGUGUUGCACUGGCAGCCAAAAUGUUCUUAAUUCUUUAAACUAAUUUGGCUGUCAAAAGACAAGGGAAAAGCAACUAAUCAGAAUUUAAAUCAUUCUUAAGUUAAAAUUGUAUAGACCAGGCAACUCCAAUUCCUUUGAUCUUUCUUCUUAAGACUUAUUUCCAAUUACUUUUAUUUCAAAUAAAUGCAAGUGAUUAUGGUUGACCAUAAUUAUUAGUCUUGAGUGGUCAGAUUGAUGGUUUUUACAUGUAUUUGUGUCUCAUAAAGCUUCAUUGGGAUUUUGAAAUAAUGAUUGGAUGUACUUUGCGAUCCCAGUUUAUGACUUUAAAGAUAAGGGGUAUGAAAAUCAUUUCAUAAAAGGAAAAAAAUGAACUUUACAGUGCUACUGUUCAUUUUUUUCUGUGGAAAUUGUGUAUGCUAUCUAGUUUUUACCACGGUGACCUCAGAAAAAGAGAGGUUAAACUUUUUUAUGGUUGUUACAUUCUUGUUUAUAGCUUAUGAUUUUAAUUGAUAGUCAAAUACAUUCAUAUCAGACAUCGAGAAGUAUUUUUUAAGUAUAUGUCAUUAGAGUAGCUACUUUUAAAAAUUUUGAUAAGUUGUAUUUUUUUUCUUUCUGGACUUUAUACUUAAAAGUCUUAUAAUUUAUUUUUAUGAGCAUAAAAUAAAGCAAAAUCUAACAAGAUUGGAUUUAAUGAGUGAGGACAGAAUUUUAUUUUAAAUGGCCUUUUGUAAUAAAGGUCUAUGACUCUGUUUCUUCUGGAACCAUUUACGGACUUGCCUGCAGGAUCUUUGUCCCAAAAUAAAUAUUGUGUUUGUUUAUAUACCAUCCACAAUUUGGCAGAGUUUACAGGACUUCUUGAUGUUAGCUUUGAGAAAUCCCUAUUUAAGCUCAAGAAGUUCCUUUUCUAUAGAUAGCCCAGUCAUUUCAAAUAAAAGAUCUGUAUGGUAAAGCUUUGGAGUGUGAUUUUCUUCAAGAGAAAUUGAGACAACUUUACAAAUACCUUGUUACAUCUGGAUUUUAAGUAUUUCAGUUCAACCUAAAUAUGAAUUGACAGCACUUAGUUAUUGAGUUUAGUGUAUUGAAAUCUGGUUUUUAAAAAUAUGUUUUAGAUAUACUGUAAUUAAUAACUGAAUCAUAAAAUUUAGAACUGGUAGCUGCGAGCUUAGAUAUAUAUAUAUUUUUUUUUUACACCUUUGUAUCUGGAAAAGCAUUUGUAUUUUUAAAGAAAAGUUUUUAUUUUAGUUAUUUUUCAAUCUAAGAGAGGAAGUCGACUUUCUGAAAAAAUUAAAAUGUUUUGACUAGGUGGGGUGGCUCAUGCCUGUAAUCCCAGCACUUUGGGAGGCCGAGGCAG
Molecule: messenger RNA, 6158 nt
Organism: Symphalangus syndactylus (siamang)
Lineage: Eukaryota; Metazoa; Chordata; Mammalia; Primates; Hylobatidae
Gene: CBFB
Product: core-binding factor subunit beta
Biological process (GO): regulation of transcription by RNA polymerase II
Cellular component (GO): nucleus; core-binding factor complex
Molecular function (GO): transcription coactivator activity; sequence-specific DNA binding
Source: RefSeq, a predicted model, not a curated record